Messenger RNA from Aethina tumida (small hive beetle), 895 nucleotides. Its product is annotated as RRP15-like protein. The transcript is spliced from 3 exons. Bases 86 to 853 code for a protein of 255 amino acids. Gene Ontology annotation, cellular component: preribosome, large subunit precursor. Gene Ontology annotation, biological process: maturation of LSU-rRNA; maturation of 5.8S rRNA. The record is from RefSeq and is a predicted model, not a curated record. Lineage: Eukaryota; Metazoa; Arthropoda; Insecta; Coleoptera; Nitidulidae.
ACGCUGAUAACCUCACUUUUGCCAUAACCUGCAAAACAAUAACACAUUUUUGAAUUUCAAGUAACUUAUAUUACAAACUAAAAAAAUGACAAUAAUGACUUCAAAACACGAAUCCCUUGAUGAAAAGCCAGAAAGCGAAGAAUUUGAUUCGGACGCAGACGACGAAGGUGUAAAUUCUGAUGAUGUAGGAAGUGACAAUGAAGAUGGUCCAGCAAACACAGGCUGGGCGGAUUCAGUAUCGAAAAUACUGAAAGCAAACAAACCUAAAGGAAAGAAAACUAUAGUGUUGUCAAAAGCGAAGAAGCUCACUGAUGUAAAGAAAAAAGCCAAACCAGUUGGUUUUGAAGUGCAAACAGCAGAAGGUGUCAUCAAAGAAGAAGUAGUCGAACCAGAAAAUGAAGAAGAGGAACAUAAGGAACCACUUCGAAAAAGGAAAAAAGAACUUCCAAAUUUACGUGUUAAGCCAAACAUCCUGGAGAAAGACAGGGAAAGACUGUUGAGCAAAAUAGCCACAAAAGGUGUUGUACAACUGUUUAAUGCUGUAAAAGCACAACAAAAAGAUAUUAGUAAUAAAUUGCAAGAAGCUGGUCCCUUGGAAGUGAGAAAAGAGAAAGUGAUGAAAAAUAUUGACAAAAGAGCGUUCUUAGACGUUCUUAUGGGUGAAAAAUCGACUAAUGUGGAAUUAGAAGAAGCAGCUAAAACUGCAAAACCCAAAAAAGAAAAUGAUAAAGACAAAACCUGGAGUGUUUUAAAAGACGAUUUUAUGAUGAGUGCAAAGUUAAAAGAUUGGGACAAAGAACUAGAAGAAGAGGAUGACAGUGAGAAUGCUGAAAUGGAACUUGAAUCAGAUUAGUAACAUUUUCAUUAUUUUAUAUAAAUAUAAUUACAAAAAAUA